Molecule: messenger RNA, 462 nt
Organism: Saxophila tyrrhenica
Lineage: Eukaryota; Fungi; Ascomycota; Dothideomycetes; Mycosphaerellales; Extremaceae
Exons: 2
Coding region: 1-462 (153 amino acids)
Source: RefSeq, a predicted model, not a curated record
AUGGCAGGACAAGAGAACGAGAAGACGGUCACGGGCGAGAGAACGGGCAACACGAGCCCCGCCCACCCCCCACCAACCCCCUUCCUCGCCCCCCUCCGCCGCGUCGCCUCCGCCCUCGCCUCCCCCUUCAUCUCCACCACAGACGCCAAGAAGCCCAAGCCCGCCCAGCCGAGCCACUGGAACGACGCUUCGCACCUCCCCGCUCUACUGAAAGUCUGGGACGCCGUGAAGAAGGAAGGGAAGACCAAAGACGAGAAAGUAGCGAUGGAUGAGACGGAGAAGAGGUUUUUGCCGGAGUAUGGGGAGUUGGGGUAUGGGGACGUUGUGAUGGGGAGGGAGUGGGUGGAGUAUGUGCUGAAAGAGGGAGGGAAGGGGUUAAGCGGUGGGAAGGGGAAGGGGAUGAGUAGGACUGAGAUGCUUGCUGUAGGGGCUGGAGAUAGGAUGAACUGGGGGCCGUACUAG